Molecule: messenger RNA, 841 nt
Organism: Folsomia candida
Lineage: Eukaryota; Metazoa; Arthropoda; Collembola; Entomobryomorpha; Isotomidae
Exons: 4
Coding region: 109-762 (217 amino acids)
Source: RefSeq, a predicted model, not a curated record
CCCAUAUAAUAUUAGAAGUAGCACGCUUUCUGUUGUUACACAAAUCAAGUGUGCACAAGCUUUUCAGCACUGUUCCCAUUAUACUUAUCGAUAGACAUCAAAUUAAAAAUGAAGUUCGCAAUUUUCAAAUGUAUCCUCGUGCUAGCAGUCUUUGUUGAGAUGAAUAAAGGAAACGUACUAUCAAAUAAUAACACACAGUCCGCAAUACUACGACAAGAAAGACAGCGGAAUAUUCUUGACCAGCUCCUCAACUCCAUUCAAGGAAUUCUUGGACAACCGAAGGAAAGUCCAAUAAAAACAACGACAGAACUGAUCGUAUUGGGCGAAGAGGAGAAAACUGCCACACACGCCUCAGCACAAAUUUCGGUACCAAUUCCGGCUCGAUCCAAGCCUGGAACAACUAAUAAUGGAGGAUUCGUUAAUCAGGUUGUUGCGACCGCUUCGGGAAUAAGUUCAGGACUUUUUGGCUCCCUGGGCAUCAACAUUGGCCCUCACUCUGUACCCUUUCUCAAUUAUCAGACCAGCCCACGCCCAAGUGGCUCUGGUAAGCGUCCCGUCCCACCCACCGUCCGGUUGGAGGGGUUGAUUACUGGUGAAAAUAAUAAGACACAAAUUUCGUCCACGACUCCAUCCGAGUCCCAACGCAUUUUUACAUCCUUAAAUUUUCCGUCAUCAGUUCCAAUUCUGGACAUUGUGAAAGGAGUCUUUGCUCAAGCCUCGGCCUGCAAUGAUAUUAGGAAGCUGCUGGGUCAAUGCCAGUAGAAAUACAAGGCAGGUAAAGGCGUCACAAAUUUGUAUUAACGUUCAGCUGAAAUUUAAUAAAAAUAUUUUACAUAGAAAU